Molecule: messenger RNA, 1318 nt
Organism: Zingiber officinale
Lineage: Eukaryota; Viridiplantae; Streptophyta; Magnoliopsida; Zingiberales; Zingiberaceae
Product: RNA demethylase ALKBH9B-like
Exons: 4
Coding region: 595-1104 (169 amino acids)
Biological process (GO): mRNA catabolic process
Molecular function (GO): mRNA binding; demethylase activity
Source: RefSeq, a predicted model, not a curated record
GCGUCGCCUCCCUCGACGGAUCGAAGCGCCUCUGCCACAUCCGCGGCAAGAUGCACAAGAAGGUCUGGACCGCUGCCGGGGACAUCAUCCUCGCCGGCCUCCGAGACUACCAGGACGACAAGGCGAACAUCAUCUUCAAGUAUAUGCCUGACGAGGCCCGUCUCCUUAAGGCCUACGGUGAGCUCCCUGAGAACAUCCGCCUCAACGAGGGCAUCAGAGGGCUCAACGAGGAGGACGAGGGCGGUGCCGAUGACUACAUCGAGUUCGAGGAUGAAGAUAUCGACAAGAUCUAAGGUAGUAGGAUUUUCGGAAGAUGAUGAUUCAGAGGAGAUCAAAAGGUCUUGGAUGGGGAAAGGAAGAAGGAUUUUCAGAAGAUGGAGAAGGUUCACGGUCGGCUGGUCAAUAUUCUCGAGGGGCUCGGGCUCCACGCCGGAGUUUUUAGCCCCGCCGAGCAGAAACAGAUUGUGGAUUGCAUCUAUGCCUUCCAGAAGAAAGGUCGGAACAGUGAGCUCAGAGAACGAACGUAUUCGGAGCCGAGGAAAUGGAUGCACGGUCAAGUUCGGAUAAUAAUUCAGUUCGGUUGCUGCUACAAUUAUGCAGUGGACAAAGCAUCGCAACCCUCCAGGCAUAAUUCGCGACGAACAAGUCGAUCCCAUUCCCCCUUUGCUGAAAUUUAUAAUCAAAAGAAUGGUAGCAUGGCGAGUCCUUCCCACCACAUGCAUUCCCAACAGCUGCAUCGUGAACAUUUAUGACAAAGAUGAUUGCAUUCCUCCGCAUAUCGACCACCAUGAUUUCUUGCGGCCCUUCUGCACGGUUUCCUUUCUGUCGGAGUGCAAUAUUCUGUUUGGGACAGUGCUGAAGGUGCUCGGCCCAGGAGAAUUUUCCGGCUCCACUGCUAUACCUCUGCCUGUUGGCUCUGUGCUUAUUCUGAACGGAAAUGGAGCUGAAAUCGCUAAGCACUGUGUGCCCGCUGUGCCUUCAAGUAUAACCCCAACCAAUUCAAUCUGGAUGACUUCCCUCCUCUUGGCUUUGGUUCGGCUGGCCACUCGAAGAAAACGAUCCGUUCACUUAGACAGUGAAAGUGAAUUCCGUCUGUUUAAGUAACAUUGUCAUGGAUGUCUCAGAGGAACUCAAGUCCUGUUCAGCAAUGAACAAUUUUCUUUUUGGACUUGAUUGAGCUUCAAAGCUCCUCUUUUCUUGUGUUAUGUAUUUGUAGAUUUAUCUGAUUGAUUGGAUAAGGUUUUUUGCAUUGUAUAAGCUAUAAAAAAUAUUGACAAUAACACUGCAUCUUGCCAUUGAUGGCGAUUUUGUUUUGUAA